Colletotrichum navitas is the source of this 1478-nucleotide messenger RNA. Its product is annotated as family 88 glycosyl hydrolase. Bases 146 to 1273 code for a protein of 375 amino acids. The record is from RefSeq and is a predicted model, not a curated record. Gene Ontology annotation, biological process: carbohydrate metabolic process. The transcript has a single exon. NCBI's taxonomy places the organism in Eukaryota, Fungi, Ascomycota, Sordariomycetes, Glomerellales, Glomerellaceae.
CCCCCUUGAUAAAGAGCCUUGCACCCAAAACCACGCCACGAUUGUGUAUGCGGUGAAGCUGUUUUGCCAGAGUUCCUGACGAUAGACACCAAACGGGUCCCAACCACACCUCGAGCCCAACGUCGUCGCCCUAAACGCCGUCAGAAUGCCUGCCGGGAUCAACGAGGUGGCGGGCGUCAAGCGGGACGACGUCCACAAGCAGGUUAAGCAGCUGAUCCAUGAUAUGGUCAACAUCAACGACACCACGGGCGAGUUCCUGAUGACGCUCGAGAACGGCCGCGUCAUCGACACUAAGGGCUGGGAGGACUGGGAGUGGACCCACGGCAUCGGCCUGUAUGGCAUUUGGAAGUAUUAUGAGCUCAAAGGCGACCCGGCCGACCUCAAGGUCAUUGAGGACUGGUUCAAGAACCGCUUCGAGGAGGGCCACAAGGGCAAGAACAUCAACACCAUGGCCGCCCUCCUGACCCUCGCCUACGUCUACGAGAAGACAGGCAACAGCACCUACUUACCCUGGCUCGACAGCUGGGCGGAGUGGGCCUACUACGACCUGCCGCGCACAAAGUACGGCGGCAUGCAACACAUCACCUACCUCGACGUCAAUGACCAGCAGCUCUGGGACGACACCCUCAUGAUGACCGUCCUGCCUCUCGCCAAGAUCGGCCUCGUCCUCGGCCGCCCCCACUACGUCGAGGAGGCCAAGAAGCAGUUUCUCAUCCACCUGCAGUACCUCUUCGACCCCUGCUCCGGCCUCUUCUUCCACGGUUGGACCUUCCACGACGGUGGCCAUAACUUUGCCCGCGCCCGCUGGGCCCGCGGCAACAGCUGGCUGACCAUCGCCAUACCCGAGUUCAUCGAGCUUCUAAACCUCAGCGGCGACGAUUCGCUGCGCUCGCAUCUCGUCAAUACCCUCGACGCCCAGUGCGCCGCCCUCGUGCCCCUGCAGGCUGAGAGCGGCCUGUGGAGGACGCUACUGGACGUCGCCGAGGAGGAGGGCUCCUACGUCGAGGCGAGCGCCACCGCCGGCUUCGCGUACGGCAUCCUAAAGGCUCAGCGCAAGAGAUACAUUGGCAAGGAGUACGAGGCCGUGGUCGUCAAGGCUGUCAAGGCCGUCUUGGACAACAUUAGCCCCGGGGGUGAGCUGCUCAACACCUCGUUCGGCACUGCUAUGGGACACAACCUGCAGCAUUACAAGGACAUUCCGCGGACGAGUAUGCCAUAUGGCCAGGCCAUGGCCAUGAUGGCCCUGGUUGAGUUCCUCCGUGUGUUUGUAUAAACCUAAUGAUAAUGCUGAAUGAAAAAAAAAUAGAAAUAGAAAAGGGAAAAGACAUGAAGAAAAGAGGAAACCUAAAUGAAUGAACAAAAGCAAUGGUCCCGAAUCGUCUUGUGUGUGGCCCCAAGACUUGUUGGCCUUCGGCCUAAUCUCAAGCGCACUAAGACUCCGACUUGGCACGGGUCUUCGCUGGUAGACGUGCGCUCAG